Molecule: messenger RNA, 1418 nt
Organism: Paramecium sonneborni
Lineage: Eukaryota; Ciliophora; Oligohymenophorea; Peniculida; Parameciidae
Source: the annotation of a GenBank genome assembly
AUGAAUUUCUUGACUUUGAAGAUAGACCAACUACAAGUCAAAGUGUUCAAUAAUAACUCAAUAAUGUUGGUUAGAAAAUGAAGGAAUAUAAAGAUAAAAUAUUCACUUCACAUUCUAGAGCUAAUUCUAGUGCUACAAAAAUGAAUUAAAACAUCACACUUAAAAGUCAAAGUCUCCUAUAUGGGAUAGAAUGAAUUCUUAAAAUUCAUAAAAGAAGAAAAUCUUUGAUGAGACUCCACUUCCUCUUGUCAAAAGAACUAAACCUUAGAUUUUUAGUAAACCUGAAUGGAAACAAACUAAUCUUCAAUUAACUAAACCUGUAGUUUCAUAAUCAUCAGAAGAUUUAGAUGAAAGCAGUUUAACAAUAUAGUUUUUAAUAACUGAGGAUAAAGACAUUGAUGAAAUGUAUUAUAUAGACAAUAAUGAAUCUGAAAUCUUGAGUUAUUUGAUUACAUAAAUCGGCAAAAGACCGACUCUUGAAAUUUAAGGUACUAUGAUUGAAAACUUAACUCGUAAAAAUAAUGAAGUUAAAAAACAACUAUCACUCAAAUUAAUGGAGAAUCAACAUUAAUUGAAUUGGGGUUAUUAUAUGUGAGAUGCUCUAUCUUUUAGAGUUAAUUAAUGUUGUGCCAGAAUUGCCAGCUAGAUUAGUUUUAAAAUUAUUGAAGUAGACUCAUAAAGAUUUAGGAUUGAAAAUUUAAAAGAAGUAAAAAUAAAAAGAAGAACUUGAAAUUAAAAUAUCGAAUGUUAUCAAGUUUAGAUAACAAUAUUAAUAAAUACAUGAUCUCUUAUCUGAAUUAAAUAAAGAUCAACUGACAACUGAUAGUUGGUCCUUAUAUAAAAUAAUCUCAAUCAAAGACUUAGUUUGGAGUCAAUCAAGAGAUUUGAAACAAUAAAUGCACUUAUAUUAUUGCUUUAAUGAUAUUAGAGGAUACAUAGAAUCCUUAUUUCAGUAAUAAUUAGAGUAUUCUUAUCGUUUCUUCACUCAAAACAUUAUUUUGACAUUUGUUUAAAAUAAUAAAGAUAAGAUGAACUAUUAAAAAUGUUAGACAGUAUGUGUGAUUAUCUUUAAUAUUAUGAAUUGAAUAAUAAAAGUGUUGAUUUUAGUAAAUAGAUAAGAACUUCGCUUUAAAAUCAAUUUAGAAGUAUUAUUAGACAAUAAUUAAAAAAUGAAAAUAUAGAAAUUAAACCUAUCAAUCUUAACAAAUAACUUAUGGUAUUUUAAUUAAGUAUUCUAUUAGAAAAAAGGAGUUAAAUAUGAUUGCUUACAUUAAUUGAAUAAAUAUUUGACAGCAUUUUUAACUUCAUUCUAUCUUACAUCAUUUUCUCUUGGUUUGAUUGUUUAACAAUUCUAAAAAUUAUUGUCAAUCAACACUUAAUAAAAGAAAUAACCCUUAUUAAAAAAGAUUGGAUUUUGA